This is a messenger RNA of Corapipo altera (White-ruffed manakin), 2400 nucleotides long. RefSeq names its product HSPB1 associated protein 1 (gene HSPBAP1). The transcript is spliced from 9 exons. Gene Ontology annotation, molecular function: 2-oxoglutarate-dependent dioxygenase activity. Bases 78 to 1595 code for a protein of 505 amino acids. The record is from RefSeq and is a predicted model, not a curated record. NCBI's taxonomy places the organism in Eukaryota, Metazoa, Chordata, Aves, Passeriformes, Pipridae.
GAGCGGAGCUCCUUCAGUAAGAGCCGCAGGAGCAUGGCCGGGGCGGAAAGCGGCCGUCCCCCUGCCCCGGGACUUGCAUGGACUUAAUGGCACCUAGAUCCAAAACUGUGAAGCAGAUGCCCAUCCAGGUACCAACUGCCCAACCCAAUAGCAUAUCAAUUGGUGAAGGUGUCAAACCAUUUACUCCUGAGAAAGCCCAGGAAAUUGUGAUGUCUCUACAGCAACCUGCAGUCUUCUGUAACAUGGUUGGUGACUGGCCAGCCCUGCACUGGAAUGUGAAAUACCUUUCUGCGAUGUUGGAUGGAAAACCAAUCCAGUUUAGGCUAGGACUGAAGACGGUGGAUUUAGUUCCCCAGUUUGAAACCAGCUGUAGCUACGUGGAGGCUACACUUGAAGAGUUUUUGGCUUGGAGUUGUGGGCAGCCUUCUUGUCUCUCUGGACCAUUCAGUUGUUACGAUUCCUCCAAAUACUGGGCUUACGCUGACUACAAAUACAUUGCCAGGAUAUUUGAAGACAAGCCAGAAAUCUUCCAGGAUAUAAGGUGGUCUGACUUUGGUUUUCCUGGAAGAAGUGGAAAAGAAAGCACGCUUUGGAUUGGUUCUGAAGGAGCAAACACCCCCUGCCAUUUGGACUCCUAUGGCUGCAACUUAGUGUUGCAAGUAGAAGGAAGGAAGAGAUGGCACCUCUUCCCACCUGGUGACACCAGUUUCCUUUAUCCUACCAGGAUCCCUUAUGAGGAAUCCAGCGUAUUCAGCAAAGUGAAUGUUGCCAACCCUGAUCUGAAACGCUUUCCCAAGUUUAGGAACUCGACAGCCCAUGUUGUUACACUCAGUCCAGGACAGGUCCUGCUCGUUCCAAGGCACUGGUGGCACUAUGUGGAAUCCAUUGAUCCUAUCACUGUCAGCAUAAACUCUUGGAUUGAACUGGAUGCAGAUCAUGAAGCCCGUGUAGAAGAGGCAAUAACUCGAAUGCUGGUAUGUGCCAUAAAAUCAGCAGAAAAUCCCAGUGAUGGAGAUCUCUGGCUAAAUCCUACAGAGGUUGAGGCAACAUCCCAUGAAAUGAAUCUUCAGUACCUGAAUCAAGCUGUGUCUGCGUAUUUCAAGUGUCAGAAGACAAGUGUGUCAGAGCGGGUACAUUCCAGCAGCACUGGUGCAGGGCAGAGGACAGGUGCCUCAUGCAAGAGGAAGAGGAGGGAAGUUGGCUGUGAGCCAGAUGGCUGCAGAUUACUAACCCAUGGAUUUGACUUUUCAACAUCUAAAGCAGAAGAGCUGCAGAAAAUACCUUUUGGGCCUCAUCUGAUUCAAGUUUUACCACAGUCUCAAGAAACGGGCUCGAUGGGUGCAGUUGCAGUUGAAAGCGACGGUAGAGAUCUUCCCUGUGAAAAUGAAGGAGAACAUAUUCGAAAAUUACACCGCAGGAGGAAGGACUUGGUAAUGAGUAAUGACUGUGAGAUGCCUGCAGAUCAAAUGGAUUCAGACAGCAGUCCUUGCACCUCACAAACAGCCCUUUCUACCAAUGAUUUGCUGGACUGUUUGGUUAAUCCGCAUGUCAUCAAUUUAGUGGCUCGGCUGCUGUUGGAGAGAACAGGGGUUUAACGCUGGAGUGUUUUAUCAUUUCUGAAACAAAGAAAUCAAACAGCAGCCUCGUUCUGGUGUUAAAGCUCUGUAAUAAUUGAAUGUUUCGUUUCAAAUAAUUCUUAGGUACAGAUAGACGCAGUUAAUGGCUAAAUGGCAGGUUGAAGUUAUGCUGAAAGAAGAAUAACUGGUUAGUGAUGGCUGGGAAGAGAAAGGUGUGUUUAGUCAGAGAACUGCUCAGUGUUAUGAGCAAAACAGAGCGUACACAGUUACACUCCCACCAUGCUGUGCUGAGGGGAUCUUUACAGUGUUCUGCAGCUCUGAGCUGUGGAAAACAUGUGAUUUGAAGACAGACAAAAGGAGGGAGCGCUGGGACAUUGCUACAUAGCAGAGGGGGACCAAGAGUGGGAGCAAAUAGACUGACUGCCUGUAGACUGCAGUCCUUGACCACAUUUAAAGUAAAAUGGUCAGUAAGUGAUCGGUUGAUCGCAUCAGAAAUAAUAAAUUCAAAUAAACCUAAACCUCAGCCAAGAGGCAAUGCACUCACUAAUGCAUCUACUUCCUCCCUUCCACAAAAUAACCUCAGUUUUGUCACAGACCUCUAGGUUGGAGUGAGACAGAAGCUCUUAACAAGAAAGAGGCCUUCAGCUAGUUCAGAAACUCUUGAGGCUGGGAGACAAAAGGCCAUUGGGAAGUUACUGUUGUUAUUUAUUUAAAGCCAGAUGUGCACUGUUCCCCGUCUCUAAGGAACAAAGUAAAGCAGCUAUGACUUUCUGUCUCUGUCCUACUCUUUAGUGUAACAAUAAAAAUGUAGUAAUUUUUUUUC